This is a messenger RNA of Trichoderma asperellum CBS 433.97, 1701 nucleotides long. RefSeq lists its product as uncharacterized. The record is from RefSeq and is a predicted model, not a curated record. NCBI's taxonomy places the organism in Eukaryota, Fungi, Ascomycota, Sordariomycetes, Hypocreales, Hypocreaceae. Gene Ontology annotation, molecular function: copper ion binding; oxidoreductase activity.
AUGAUGUGGCCUCCUCUCUUUGUGGCGUCACUCAUUGCAGGAACUGUGCUUGCCUUUCCUUCCUUUGAUAGAGCUGUGGCUCCCUACCUCCAUCCCCGAUCUUCGUGUUCGGGUAAUACUGCUACCACUAGAAAUGAGUGGUGUAAUUUUGAUAUCUCGACAGACUACUACAUUGAGGCUCCUGACACUGGCGUAACUCGAGAAUACUGGCUGGAGCUUACAGAUAUUACAGUAGCUCCAGAUGGCUUCUCACGCUACGCGCAGGCAAUCAAUGGUAGUAUUCCCGGCCCUAUAUUGUUUGCCGAUUGGGGUGAUACUGUGGUGGUCCAUGUGAGCAACGCCCUCUCGACCAGCAGCAACGGCACUAGCCUCCACUUUCAUGGCAUCCGCCAGAAUUUUACAAAUCAAAAUGAUGGAGUUGUUAGCAUUACUCAAUGUCCCACCCCUCCUGGUAGUAGCAUCACUUAUACCUGGAAAGCUACUCAAUAUGGAACCACAUGGUACCACUCUCAUUUUGGGUUGCAAGCAUGGGAAGGUGUCUUUGGAGGCAUUGUUAUUAACGGUCCAGCUACUGCCAACUACGACGAGGAUUUAGGAGUUCUUUUUCUGAACGACUGGAGUCACCAGACCGCUGACGAGCUGUACCAAUCAGCGGAGACAAGCGGCCCCCCUACACUGACGACGGGCCUCAUCAAUGGCACAAACGUCUUUGAUGAUGCCGGUCACCGGUUUAAUACGUCAUUUACGGAAGGGAAAACGUACAGACUGCGUCUUGUCAAUGGUGCUAUCGACUCACAUUUUAAAUUUUCUAUUGACAAUCACACCAUGCAAGUGAUUGCCAAUGACCUCGUUCCUAUCACACCUUUUAAUACAAGCAUCUUAAGCAUUGGAAUGGGACAGCGCUACGAUGUCAUAAUCACAGCGAAUCAGUCCUCUGUUGCCGAUAACUUCUGGAUGCGAGCUAUCCCACAGAGCGCUUGCUCGUCUAACGAGAACUCAGAUGACAUCAAGGGCAUCGUCUACUAUGGCAGCAGCGCGGGCACACCUGAGACGACGGGCUACUCGUAUACAGAUAGUUGCGAUGACGAGGAUAUAUCUAAUCUAGUACCAUUUGUCUCCAAAUCAGUUUCGAGCGACACAACAACCGAGGACGAGGCAGUAACUGUGGGUAAGAAUAGUGAUAAUCUAUUCAAGUGGUACUUAAACAGUACGACUAUGGUAGUUGACUGGGAAGAUCCAAGCUUAUUGCAAGUGUACAAUGGUGCUACAACCUUUGAUGCGUCUAACGCUGUUAUCUCAUUGCCUAACGCCAAUGAGUGGGUUUAUACCGUCAUAAGCACAACAAUGCCUGUGUCGCACCCAGUGCACUUGCAUGGCUUUGACUUCUACAUCUUAGCCCAAGGUACAGGCACCUAUAGCGACAGCGUGACUCUCAACACGGACAAUCCCCCGCGCCGUGACGUCGCUAUGCUACCAGCGUCCGGCUAUCUUGUGCUUGCCUUCGAGACGGACAACCCGGGAGCCUGGCUCAUGCACUGCCAUAUCGGAUGGCACACGAGUGAGGGUUUUGCCCUUCAAUGGAUAGUGCGCGAGUCAGAAAUUACGGAACUCAUUGAUUAUGAUACAUUGAACUCGACAUGCGCCGCGUGGAAGUCGUAUGCCUCGGACAAUAGCGUCAUUGAGGACGAUUCAGGCGUAUAG